GUAUUGUCCAGAAGAGAGAUACUGAGAAGAUGUACGCCAUGAAGUACAUGAACAAACAGCAGUGCAUCGAAAGGGAUGAGGUUCGCAACGUGUUCAGAGAGCUGGAGAUCCUGCAGGAGAUCGAGCACGUGUUCCUGGUGAACCUCUGGUACUCCUUCCAGGACGAGGAGGACAUGUUCAUGGUGGUGGACCUGCUGCUGGGCGGGGACCUGCGCUACCAUCUGCAGCAGAACGUGCAGUUUACGGAAGAAACGGUCAAGCUCUACAUCUGCGAGAUGGCGCUGGCGCUGGACUACCUGCGGAGCCAGCACAUCAUCCACAGAGAUGUAAAACCAGACAACAUUCUCCUUGAUGAGCAAGGUCAUGCACAUUUAACAGAUUUUAAUAUUGCAACAAUAAUUAGGGAUGGUGAAAGAGCAACUGCCUUAGCUGGAACCAAGCCAUACAUGGCUCCAGAGAUCUUUCAUUCGUUCAUGAAUGGUGGCACGGGUUACUCCUUUGAAGUUGACUGGUGGUCCUUGGGCAUUAUGGCCUAUGAACUUCUUCGAGGAUGGAGACCAUAUGAUAUCCACUCCAGUAACCCAGUAGAGUCUUUAGUCCAGCUCUUCAGUACUGUGAGUGUCCAGUACUCGUCUGCAUGGUCAAAGGAAAUGGUUGCCCUGCUAAGAAAGCUGCUGACCGUGAACCCCGAGCAUCGCUUCUCCUGCCUCGCCGACGUCCAGGCCUCCGCUUACCUGUGCGCCGUGGCGUGGAGCGACGUCUGCGACAAGAAGGUGGAGCCGGGCUUUGUGCCCAACAAGGGCCGCCUGCACUGCGACCCUACCUUCGAGCUGGAGGAGAUGAUUCUGGAGUCACGGCCGCUGCACAAGAAGAAGAAGAGGCUUGCAAAGAACAAGUCGAGGGACAACAGCAAGGACAGCUCCCAGUCGGAGAAUGACUAUCUCCAAGAAUGCCUUGAAGCAAUCCAGCAGGACUUUGUCAUUUUUAACCGAGAGAAACUAAAGAGGAGCCAAGAGCAGCCGAGCGAGCCCACGUCUCCCCCUGAAGCCCCCGACGAGGCGGAGGCCGCGAGCCUGAACCUGACCAUGUGCAGCUCCGUGUGCUCCUCGUCGGGCAGCAGCUAG
Messenger RNA from Tinamus guttatus (white-throated tinamou), 1124 nucleotides. The record is from RefSeq and is a predicted model, not a curated record. Lineage: Eukaryota; Metazoa; Chordata; Aves; Tinamiformes; Tinamidae.